AUUCAUGUUUGAUCGAGGGUUUCUCUACGGACCGCCCCCGCAGAGUGCUAGUCUGGGGUGGAGAUGGUGUCACGUGAUCGCGGCGACCGACUAUCUACUCGUUUCAGGACGAGCUCGAGCAGGGAAGGCUGAGGACAACAAACAGGAUUAGUGAGGAGAAGAAAAUAAUAAUAAUAAUUUAAAAUAAACAAAACCGUUACAGCGGGGAUAUAACGUACACCUGGACACAAAACAACGAUAAUAAGAAGGAACCCUGAAGGUUUGCAGCAUCUAGACUAAUGUCAUCCCAGGAGAAAGGCUACAUGGUUCCAGGCGAGAACAACCCCCUCCAGAACUCCGUUUUUGGCUUCCAGCAGCCAGGUGGUUUUGGGGCGCCUCCACCCGGCUAUGGGCAGCCCCCACCAUCUUAUGGGGGGCCAACACCCACAUAUGGGGGCCCCGGGUUUGCCCCCGAAGCUUUUGGCCAGCCAGCUUUCCCGCAGGGGGCCCCAGGCUUCGGACAGCCCCCCUACCCCGGCCAGCAGCCUCCAUUUCCCCAGAUGCCCUUUCCCCAGAUGCCCUUUCCACAAAUGCCCUUUCCCCAAGGACCCUCUCCCUACCAACAAGGACCACAUCAGCCAGGAUUCCAGCCCAAAGGGCCUUCCCAUACUGAUGAUCCAUCUGUUCCUCUAAACAGUCCUGGAUACCACCAGGAAGACAUUCCCCCAUCGUACUACGACAAUGAAGACUUCACCCCCUCAAACUUGGAAGACAAGAUCAUUCGGCAGGCUUUUAUCCGCAAGGUGUUCAUGGUGUUGACUUUGCAGCUCAUGGUAACCUUUUCAUUUGUGGCCGUGUUCACGUUUGUGCAUGAAGCGAAGCAGUUUGUGCACCAUUAUCCCUGGACCUACUACGUGUCCUACGCAAUCUUCUUUGUAUCUCUCAUUGUGAUCAGCUGCUGUGGGGACUUCAGACGCAAGCACCCAUGGAACCUUAUUGCCCUGUCUAUUCUGACCCUAAGCAUGUCCUACAUGGUGGGGAUGAUUGCCAGCUUCUACGACACAGACUCUGUGGUAAUGGCAGUGGGGAUCACUGCUGUGGUCUGCUUUACUGUGGUCCUGUUCUCUCUGCAGUCAAAAUACGACUUCACCUCCUGUCGAGGUGUGCUGUUCGUGUGCCUCAUUGUGCUGAUCCUCUUCUCCAUUCUGUGCAUCUUCAUCCGGAACCGUAUCCUGCACAUUGUCUAUGCCUCGGUGGGAGCCCUUCUCUUCACUUGUUUCCUGGCUGUGGACACCCAGAUGCUCCUUGGAAACAAGCAGCUAGCUCUGAGCCCUGAGGAAUACAUCUUUGCUGCCCUCAAUCUCUACACAGACAUCAUCAAUAUUUUCCUGUACAUUCUGGCCAUCAUUGGCAGGGCCCGGGAGUGAGAGACGCAGGAAAGAUAAAAUGCUUUGUAAGAAGUAACAGAAGCAGAUGCAAUACCCUACUUACUUUUCUCUGAACACUCACUAUGUUUAAUCUGUAUGCACAGAGCGAUUUUUCUCUUUUUUUUCACAUUUGGUUAUUCAUUUUAUAGCGGUUUUCUACUUAGUGUUGUGUAUUAAAGAUAUAGUGAUCCUUGAUAGAAACCAUGUGUGAAAAUAUUUUUUCUUUACAAAACAUCUGUUUCCUUUCCCACCAGGGUUUUUAGUUCUUUCAUUAAUGUAAAGGUAUGUGAGCAGCUUUGUCCUGUCCUCUGACUCGCAAAACUCCAUGUACCUAACGUUCUUCUUUCACUAAACUGUGUUCAGAUGUCUGCUGAUUCAUAUGGUUGCUAGUGUUUGACACAGUUUCUAUUGCGAGUCUUGCGUUUUUAAAACACCGUAUUCACUUCCCACUCUGCUGCUAUGAGUUCAUUAUUUAGUAACAGCUGAUUUUAAAUAUCAAGACUUUUUUCAGUUUUGCUGUGAUAAGCUUGCUUCUUAUGUCGCGUUGUAAAAAGACGACCAAGGCACAGGUUGAAACUGUGUAAAAUGCUAGUAACCAACGCUGAAGUCAGUGUUUGCACAAAUGACUGCAGUAUCUCCCCUCGGCUAGCUGAACCCUCCCAGUUAACUUAUUUCUGCAAUGCUAAAAAUGCAUGACAAAUUAAAAGAGAAGUUUUAAAAAAGUGAACUCAAAAAGUAAGCAAGCCCUGUUCUAGAUGUACUAAAUGCAUUGUAAUAGGUUGUAUUAUUAUAACGAUAUACGCUUCCAAUAAUAAAAAUAGCAUUAUAUCCCCGGCCGGUGCUCGUGUUAUUGCGAGAAUAUUUCCUUUGACUGACUGCCCUGUGUGGUUAUUAUGUUCCUGCUUUGAGAAUAUUCCAGUUUUGACGUGCAGUCUGUGCACAAGUUCACUGUGGAAGAUAGUGUGCUUCACAGAAUGUACGAAGAUGAAUCUGCUGUACAUCAGAGUCCUUGUCAGUGUCAUUGUCCAUCAUAUUAUUAUUAUCUGUUUAUUUAGCAGACGCCUUUAUCCAAGGCGACUUACAGAGACUCGGGUGUGUGAACUAUGCAUCAGCUGCAGAGUCACUUACAAUUACGUCUCACCCGGAAGACAGAGCACAAGGAGGUUAAGUGACUUGCUCAGGGUCACACAGUGAGUCAGUGGCUGAGGGGGGAUUUGAACCGGGGACCUUCUGGUUACUAGCCCUUUUCUUUAACACAGGAAUAGGUGCCCUUGCAGUGUAUGACUAAAACCUGGCGCUUUAUGAAGCUGCUCUGGAUUUAUCGUUAUUUAUUUAAAGGAAGGAUAGUUAAGAAUCGGUGCUAAUACCACAAUGUCCGCGAAAUAAAAACAAAUAAUGCUAACUGCAAAAGUAAUUAGAAAAUAUCAUUUUCUAUCGAGUCUUCCUUUUCACUUUUGUUUGUUUGCGUUUGUUUUUAAAAUAAUAUAACCAUCAUAACGUGUACUAGAAGGCGUAAUGGACGUAUGAGUUAUUCUCAAAGGGCAGGCUCUUAAGUGUCACAAAAUCCGCGUGUUCAGAUUCCUUUACGUACUCUUUUGAAUUGCUCAGCACACACUCUUAUCUCGGGAGACGUUAGGAGGACAGAGAUGUUAUUACUCCUAGUGGGAUAUAGUUCGUGCUCUGGACCCGCAGUAUAUACCCAGCUCCUGGUCCAGGCCCUGGUACUCUCCCGCCUAGACUACUGCAACUCCCUCCUGGCUGGCCUCCCUGCGUCCGCCACCCGUCCGCUCCAGCUCAUCCAGAACUCUGCUGCCCGCCUGGUGUUCUCUCUGCCUCGCUUCGCCCACGCUACUCCACUACUCCGCUCGCUCCACUGGCUCCCGAUCACUGCUCACAUCCAGUUCAAGACUCUUGUACUAGCCUACAGAUGCCUUGACCAGACUGCACCAAGCUACCUCCAGACCCUCAUCUCUCCCUACACCCCCACUCGACCUCUCCGCUCCGCCUGCACUAGAAGACUAGCUCUACCUCCGCUACGCUCCCCUACCUCCAGAGCCCGCUCCUUCUCCACCCUUGCUCCGCAGUGGUGGAAUGACCUUCCUACAGAUGUCAGGACUGCCCAGUCCCUGACCACAUUCCGGCGCCUCCUUAAGACUCACCUCUUCAAACAGCACCUGUAGAACUCCUCUGUUUGUAUCCUGGGACACUAUCACCCUUCAUGUAAAUGUGCUUUAUUUUGCUCUUAUCUGCCCCCUAUUUUACUGCAUCUAAUCCUGUACUUCAGAAUACUGUAAUCUGCCAAGUGUUUAACCUGUAGUACUUUGUAUUUAAUCACAUCUUGAUGUAACUAUCACUAUUUAAUCAUAUCCUGAUGUAACUAUCACUAUUAUCUGCUGUAUUAUUGAAUUUUGGUUUGUCACACUUGUACUUUGCUUGAACAAAAGUUAUUGUAUUUCUUGCUCUUAUUGUAUUGUAUCGUAUUGUAACACUUGAAAUGUAUUUGCUUACAAUUGUAAGUCGCCCUGGAUAAGGGCGUCUGCUAAUAAAUAAAUAAAUAAUAAUAAUAAUAAUAAUAAUAAUAAUAAUAAUAAUAAUAUCCAGAUGACUAAUAUAGAACUCAAGAAAUUGACAGACUCAUGUAUUUAAAGUUUUUUACGAAUCGGAGUAUGAUUAGUACUCGUUCGGUUUAUUAACGGUUAAAUAUUGGAUAGAGUAGCUACAGGCUACGUCGUAUCCCCAGCUGACAGACACACUGGGCAGUCCAGUGUCUUAACAGAUAUCAACGUUAACACUUUAAUACAUGUAUAUAUGUGUUAAUCAAGGCCGACAAGCAGGCCAAGAGCAUGUCACCUAAAGUACCCAAUGGUCUAUUUCAACACAUUCAACAAAACUCUCAUUUCUAAAACACAGCGUGAGUCCCUUAUCGCAAUACAUGCAAUACAUGUGAGAUAAAAUAAUAAUAAUUGCUUAAUGCUUACCCUUUAAUAUAAAUCGUAAAAGGAUAUGGCUGUCUUCACCAGGCAAAUGAAAGUGAAUUCAAUCAGCUCAAUUGUGUCGGUUUGCAAAAGAUGGACCACCUUGCCCUGUCUGGGAUGAGUGUGGUACUCCAUUGAAAUUACUCUGGAGUUUUAUAGGUUUUUUGUCUCAUUGGAAUACAUGGGACGCCUCAAUUAAAUCCAAUCAUUAAUCAGGUGGGACAGUUCUUAUCCAUUUUACAAAUAAUAGUUUUCAAAAGAUCCGGACUAACUUUUCAGAAUUAAUAGGGGUCAUGUACUCAAUAAAUUCAAAACUUCACACUUGUUUCAACUCUUAUGAUCUCAUUUCUUUGCUUUCCUCCGAGCCCCUCCUUUAUCUGAAAUGUUAAGUGAACCAAGGUUCCCAGGAUCUUGGUUUAUAAUAUAAUAUAAAAACACUACUGCAUGCAAAACACUAAUUUUAUAUGUGUUAUAUAUGAGAGAUGUUCUUAAUAUGUGACAUCAUCUUCUAAGUGAUUAUAUUAUGCUAAAUUAAAGGUAUGUGUUUCUUUUGACUUCA
Acipenser ruthenus (sterlet) is the source of this 4940-nucleotide messenger RNA. RefSeq names its product protein lifeguard 1-like. NCBI's taxonomy places the organism in Eukaryota, Metazoa, Chordata, Actinopteri, Acipenseriformes, Acipenseridae. Bases 279 to 1406 code for a protein of 375 amino acids. Gene Ontology annotation, cellular component: Golgi apparatus; membrane; endoplasmic reticulum. The transcript has 7 exons. The record is from RefSeq and is a predicted model, not a curated record. Gene Ontology annotation, biological process: negative regulation of apoptotic signaling pathway.